AUGUCGGACGACGAUAUAAUGGUGGACGGGAGACCGUUGUCGUCCCUAAAAGUGACUGAACUCAAAGAAGAAUUGGAAAAUCGACGUCUUUCCACUAAAGGAGUGAAAGCUGUGCUUCAGGAGAGACUUAAAGAGGUAAAGAUGAUGUUUUUCGAAUCUGAGUUCCAAUUUGGGACGUUUUCAGGCUCUUGCCAGUGGAGAUUCCGCUGUUGAUGAGAAGAAUCCGGUCGUAGCCGGCUAUUUGGCUAGACAGACAGCGGCUCUGGAAGAAGCCCGAAAGAGAACGGAGAGUGAAGCAUCUGGAGCUGACACUCCACAGGUAAACAGUCGAAGAGUCGCAAUUUCUAUCCACACUUUCAGGAUCAACUUUCGCCGUCGAAGGUCUCUCCGACUAAGAGGAACACUCCAAGAAGAGGGUAAGAACUAUUGUCCGGCGGCCGGAAUUCAAAAAAUCCGAUUUUUAAGGCAAAAAACAGUCGAACCGGCUCCGGAGCCUAUUGCUGAGACUGUGCCGGAACCAGUGCAAGAAAGUAUUCCUGAGCAAGUGCCGGUUGCUGAAGAAAGAGGCCCGGAACAGGUGACUAAAGAAGAGGAAAAGCCAUCGACUGAGCAGUCAAACAUUUCCUCUAAUCCUGAGUCUUCGAACAACGGAAGCACUGAUGCGUCUCCAGUGUAAGAGUUUAAUUUCCCGAUGCUAGUAGCAGUUAUUCUGUUUCAGAAAGAAGGAAGUCGAAGUGAAAGAGGAAGUGAAAACUCCCGUUAAGGUCGCACCAGCCACUCCACAGAAGGCUAAGUUCGUGAAGUGCAAACUAUUCAAGUGAAUCUUCUAAUUUUUCAGGAGAGUCGAUGCUGCCGAAGAAUCGAAGCCAGUGGAGUCAAAAACCGAACUUGAUGAGGAUAAGGACAAAGGUGAGAAUGAUAGACUGUCAUAUGCCUAAUCCGAAAUCGUUUCAGUCAUCGAGAAGCCGGUGGAGAAGCAGCUUCCGAAGGAGGACGAAAGCGACGAACUGGACUACGGAGACGAUGAAGAAAAAGAGAAGGAAGAGGAGCCGAUGGAUGCUGAGGACGCGUCGGAGCAGCUGGAAACAGAGAAGAGCGAGGAGAAGGUGGUGAUCGACGAGGGUGUCAAGAAGGAGGAAAAGGUGCGCGGAUCGGUGUCUCACCGUCGUGCAUCUUCUCCUUCGUCUAGGUAAUCGUCCAGAUGGAAUAUUUUUUCUAUUAUCCGUUUUCCUCAGACAUCCGGUUUCCAACAUCGUCCACAUUCGCGGUCUGGUCCGUCCGUUCACCGAGAGAAAUCUUCGAGCCGAAAUCGAGAAGUACGGAGGUGAAAUCGUCGAUUUCUGGAUCGAUAAAGUCAAGAGCCACUGUUUUGCAAAGGUACACCGAAAAUGAAAGAGUCUGUAGAUAAAACAAUUAAAUUGUUCAGCUCAAAUCAGAAGAUGAUGCUAGAAAUGUUCUGAAAUCUUUGCACGACAAGACGUGGCCGGAAGGCAAUCCGAAAAAGUUGGCGAUCGUUUACGAGACUGAGGAAAACGUAAGAUUCUAAAACGGCGAGAAAGUGUGCUAAUUUCAACCAUUUCAGAUGAAUCGGUACAAGGAAGGUUUGGGCGAGGUCAAAUUGCCGGAAGCUGUCACAAUCGGCACUCUGACUGGGGGUUCGCGUGCCGACCGUCUCUCUACUGCUUCCCAACCCUCAGUUAUUGGAGGGAAAGCGAGUCUUCAGAUAACGGUAUGACUACAUUGAGAUGUUCGAUUUCAAAACGAAGCAUUUGCAGCUCCAAAACGUUUUGCGAGACAAUGAUAAGAUGGAUUUGGAAAGAAAGGAAAAGCGUGGAAGUCUUGCCUCCAGACUCACUCGCAUUGACGACAAAGAGAAGCCGAAAGAGGAGAAGGAGGAGAGAAAGCGAGUUCGAUCGGAGACGCCGCCGUUCUCGCGAGGAGCCGGAUUCAUGGAUGAGAAGAAGGCGAAACACGAGGAGAGAGAAAAGGAGAAAAAGAGGGACGAACCACGACGGGAGGAUUCUCGUCGUGAGGACCGUCGCGUCGAAGAGGAGGUCCCCGUGAAGUCUCUCGAACAGCUCUUCAAAAAGACGGUCGCAACUCCGUCUAUCUACUAUCUUCCACUGACUGAGGAACAGGUAAACAUCAAGUAACGGACCAAAAGCAUAACAAUAUCUGUUUAAGAUCGCCGCGAAGGCCAUCAAGAAGGAGCGACCGAGCGAGGGUGAAAAGUCGGCGGAACGUCCGGAAAGAGCAGCUGCCCGACCGGAACGAUCUUCUGAUCGUCCCGAAAGAUCUGAAAGGCCAGAGAGAGCGGAGAGAAAGGACAGACCCGACCGUGAGCGUGCUGACAGAGCGGACCGUGGCGAGCGUGACCGAGGAAGCCGUGGAGAGCGCGGGGAUCGUGGAGGCGACCGCGACCGUCCGAGACGUCGCGACUAA
Molecule: messenger RNA, 2442 nt
Organism: Caenorhabditis sp. 36 PRJEB53466
Lineage: Eukaryota; Metazoa; Nematoda; Chromadorea; Rhabditida; Rhabditidae
Source: the annotation of a GenBank genome assembly